This is a messenger RNA of Solea senegalensis (Senegalese sole), 1257 nucleotides long. Its product is annotated as testis-expressed protein 47. NCBI's taxonomy places the organism in Eukaryota, Metazoa, Chordata, Actinopteri, Pleuronectiformes, Soleidae. The record is from RefSeq and is a predicted model, not a curated record. Bases 25 to 780 code for a protein of 251 amino acids. The transcript has 9 exons.
ACAGGUUACGUUGGGAUCGUAAUAAUGGCUGCCUCGCAGAAAAUCGGAGGCCUUUCGUCAAAGUCGUGGGAAAACAGAGAGACUUCAGAGGAGGACGACGGAAGAGACACAGUGACACUGUUGGACGUGUUCACCGGGACACUGAGAGAGAAGAUCGUGCUACAGCAGCUGAUCGUGAUUGCCCGGCUCCCCCGACAUCUUCAUGACAGGACAGAAGUGGGAGCUCAUUAUGAAAGACUCAACUUUCACAUAAGCAAACAGUACAUAUGGGAUCACAUGACGGGCCUGCUACUCAUUUAUCCGAACUAUCUGCUGCACAUCAUUGAAUCGUCCAGAGACGUCCUGUUUUCUGUUCUGAAAGACCUCAAAGAUGUACAGCAACAGACACAAUGUUUGCUUGAGGCCCCCAAGGUUGUGUUCAUGACACACGGUGCACAGAGCAGGCUCUUCCAACAGUGGAGCUACAAGGUGCUGGAUGAAGAAAACCCAGCAGCUAAGGGACUGGAAGAAGAAGACGAGAGCACAGAGACUCUGGUGUGCAGUGUCCUUGCAGCACUGCAAAACCUGAGCAAGCACCUUGAAUUAUCUAAGAUGGCUCUUCCCGGAUUAUUGCUGGAUAAGAAUCCAGAGCUCAUUGUUUCCCAGAAUGUUCUAGGAAAGCUGCUGGCUCGAGGUGAGCUCCUGAGUCCACAACUGUACCUACAGAUGUACGACUCCCCCGUAAACAUCAGAAUGACUUUUGGACAAGGUAUCCAAGGCAGCUGCCUCACCACAAUAUAACUUUUUGGACAAAAGGUCAAAGCACAGCUGCGUGUCGUCAUGGUGAUCUGCAUGCACGGUGCAUCUCAGAGUGCUGUCAAUGUCGGCCAUUUACGUUUGAUUUACCUCGCCGUUCACAUCUGUAAUGAAAUGUUCUAUGUCCCUGUAGAAUGUGUUUGGCCUUCACUUCCAGCACCGUGGAUGUAACUGAUGACCUCCCAGCAGAAAUAAACCACUGUGCUACAACCGGACGCUUUUAUACCAACAUUUAACUCACUGCCUGCAAAACACAAUUUUCAUUUGCAACAGAAGCACAGAAAAAUCCAGGUAAUAUAAAAACAUUUUUAAUAGAUUCAACAUUUGGAUGAGGAUUUUGUCUUUAUCUUUUUUUUCCCCUUUUAUCUUACACUUUGUUCCACUUAGUGACGGAGAGACAGCGUGUCCAAAAAAAGACAUUCCCUUUUCACUCACAGCUUCAUUACAAUUUGACACAAAGAA